GAUUUUAGGUUGGGACCUGGUUAGCUUAACAAACGCCAACAACGACCAGCCUACGCAACAAGAUACAGCCUUCAAGUCAAACUUCUCUCUCGCCCGCCGUUACGAAAUGGAUGCUGCGCCGCCCUCCUCAUCCGCGGCCGCAGGAAAUGGAGGAGGUCCGGCGCCGUUUCUCCAGAAGACGUAUGACAUGGUUGAUGAUUCUUCCACCGACGAGAUCGUCUCCUGGGGCUCUAACAACUGCAGCUUCAUCGUUUGGAACAAUACCGAAUUCGCUCGCCUUCUCCUCCCGACGUACUUCAAGCACAGCAAUUUCUCCAGCUUCAUCCGUCAGCUCAAUACCUAUGGAUUUCGAAAAGUACAUUCUGAGCGUUGGGAGUUUGCUAAUGAAGAAUUUAUAAGAGGACAAAAGCAUCUUCUGAAGAAUAUACACCGCAGGAAACCUAUACACAGUCAUAGUCAUCCUCCGGUUUCUGUUGUAGAUCCUGAAAGAGCAGCAUUUGCCGAGGAACUCGAUAAACUCUCGCGCGAGAAAAAUUCUCUUGAAUCCAAUCUCUUAAACUACAAACAGCAUCAAUCAACAACAAAGCUUCAGAUGGAAGAUUUUUUCCAUCGAUUGGAUGGUAUAGAGAAGAGGCAGACAAAUUUGCUGAGCUUUUUUGAGAAGGCUCUUCAGAAUCCUUCUUUUGUUGAUCAACUUUCGCGCAAAAUCGAAUCCAUGGAUAUGGCGGCAUAUAAUAAGAAAAGGCGACUGCCUCAGGUUGAUCAUGUGCAACCUGUUGCUGAAGGUAGCUUGGUUGACAAUCAUAGUAAUUUUAGACUGGAAUUUGGAAAUGUUAUCCAUCAAGAUUUCUCGAGCAAACUCAGGCUGGAAUUGUCACCAGCUGUCUCGGAUAUGAACUUGGUAUCAGGUAGCACACAGGGUUCAAACGAAGGUGAGGAAAGCCUGCAGAAGAACCCGUCUGAAGGAGAACUGAAUGGAAUGCAAACAAGAACUGGCCUUGCUUUUGCACCUGAAACACUAGAGCUUGCAGAUACUGGGACAUCUUUUACUUUUAAUAUGGAUUCGUGUUUAUCACGAAGAGCAACAGCUACUGAGAGCACAAAUCCUCACUCCCUGGAGCCAAGUAGUGAAGAAGGUGAUAGUCAUAUAUCCUGCCAACUAAAUUUAACUCUGGCAUCUUGUCCAUUGGAAUUCAACAGGAAUUCAUACUCGGCCAGAUCACCCCAGAUAGAUUGUCAAGAAAUUGCCGAGUCAAUAGUUAAUGCCAAUGGUAAAGUAUCAGAAAAUGGAGUUUCCUUAAACCGGGUUGUGGCUAAUGAGGCUAUCAAUUUAGCUUCACCGCAGGAAGCUUCAGGCAAUGGCCAAGUCAAACCAGCUGCUCCACGUCGAGUGAAUGACGUCUUUUGGGAACAAUUCCUUACUGAAAGACCAGGCUGUUCAGACAAUGAAGAGGCAAUAUCCAACUAUCGAGCAAAUCCAUAUGACGAGCAAGAGGAAGGGCGGUCAGUUCAUAGAAUCUCUAGUACCUCCAAGAACAUGGAUAAUCUCACACUCUAAGCAUGCUGCCUUGGAUCACUUGUUAGUUGUUAUAAAAUGGUAUGUGAGAUUCUCAAUUAAUAUCAAUGUCAAUAGACUUGUCUACAAUUUGUUUUGUUUUGCACGUGGGCUGAAACUAUUUCAUGUGAACAUAUCUUUGGUCUUUUUAGACUGAAACAUGCAUUGUCAAUUGCUUGCUGGCAGUGUUGUAUAUACUCAGUUUUGAACGGUUCCCACAGGUAUUGUGAAUUUAAAAGUCUUCCACUAUGCGAUUUUAAAUA
Vicia villosa (hairy vetch) is the source of this 1818-nucleotide messenger RNA. Its product is annotated as heat stress transcription factor A-5. Gene Ontology annotation, cellular component: nucleus. NCBI's taxonomy places the organism in Eukaryota, Viridiplantae, Streptophyta, Magnoliopsida, Fabales, Fabaceae. Gene Ontology annotation, molecular function: DNA-binding transcription factor activity; RNA polymerase II cis-regulatory region sequence-specific DNA binding. Gene Ontology annotation, biological process: regulation of transcription by RNA polymerase II. The coding region runs from base 107 to 1558 and encodes 483 amino acids. The transcript is spliced from 2 exons. The record is from RefSeq and is a predicted model, not a curated record.